Molecule: messenger RNA, 696 nt
Organism: Guillardia theta CCMP2712
Lineage: Eukaryota; Cryptophyceae; Pyrenomonadales; Geminigeraceae
Exons: 1
Coding region: 1-696 (231 amino acids)
Source: RefSeq, a predicted model, not a curated record
AUGCGACAGGAAAACGAUGAAAAGGCCGAGAGAGCAGCAAGGCGGAUAGAGCAACUGAAACAAGAUAGCAUUGACGACAAGAUGAUUUCACAAUCGAAGCCUUUUGUACCCUUUGUCACCCUGCAAUUUCGGAAGUUUGUUGCCGCAACUAGUUGUGGGAAGAUCCCUUCCAAACGUUCGGCAUACCAAGCUUUUGGAGAGAGUGAUGCAGAUACCCGCCAUCCUGACGAUAUUUGCAGGGGCAACAAACAAGAAGUCAUCGAACCGAAAGUUUUCUUGAAACUCUCAAACAUGAAGGAGACUUCAGAUAAUCCUAAAGAUGCACAAGAAUCAAAAAGUCGUGUGGCCUUGGAAUGCAAGGAUAAGGAAAACUCUUCCAAGCUAUCUCAAACCUCUUGCAAUGAACAGCUCACCCCUCCGAAUUCGGAAGACGCUGAUUUUCAACAUACUUCCAUGAAAAAGAAGGGAUCCAAAGGCACAAGCUUGAAGAAUGAAAAGAAGCCCAAAUCAUCCACUGAUUGCGAUAUUGAAUCAUUGAAGGAGAAAUUGAGAUCUCUUUUCAAGUCGGAGGACACCAAAAACAAAGUUACGGUAUCCGAUCUCAAACUGUUUCUUUCCAGCGUAAAGUUGCCAGUUUCUGGAAAAAAGGAAAUUCUCGUUGAGAGGGCUCGAAAGGCCCUUGAAACAAGCUCAUAA